AUGAUCAGUUUGGCUUUGAUCGGCAAAUUCUUGGGAGCCAUGGUUGUUGGCCCCAUUAUUGAAAGGGUUGGCCAUCGCUCCGCGAUGAUUGUUACCUGUGUGGUUCAGAUUAUUGGUGCUGUUGUCCAGGUGACCAGCCAUUCAUCGGCUCAGUUUAUCGUGGGUCGUAUUCUGAUCUACCUUGCUGUUGGUCUUGUGGAGAAUGUUGUUCCUACGUACGAGUCUGAGAUUUGCCCGGCCGGUCUACGUGGAUUUUGCGUUGGUUCAAUUCAACUUUUCCUCACAUUUGGUUCUCUUGUUGCGGGAAUCGCAAAUGAGUAUCUGUCGAAAUGGACUACCGAUGGAGGUUGGAUGAUAGCAACUGGUGUCCAAGGCCUCCCAGCCGUGAUUAUUCUUCUUGGACUUCCUUUCACACCGAAUUCGCCCCGCUGGCUGAUUUCCAAGAACAAACGAUCUGAGGCAUUGGAGGCACUUCGUCUGAUUCGAAACAAAGAAGCCAACGAGAGUGGUCUUUGCGAACUUGAGAUUGUUGCUUUGGAGAACUCAGACAACCGAAGCGAAAAGGCACCAUGGUCCGCGCUCUUUAGUCGUGCCAACAGAAGACGUACAUGGAUUGCUCUAGCAAUUAUGGCUCUCCAACAGCUUACUGGUGUGACGUUCAGCAGUUCUUACGGACCUACCUUUUACAAGAAGGUUGGAUUGGGAGAUAAGGCUUUCACAUACGCGGCUAUCAAUAACGGUGUUUCUGUCGUCACCGCCAUGAUUGGAAUGGCUCUCUUUGAUACAUUCGGAAGACGCGAUCUUACAUUCCACGGAUGUUGGGUCCAAACAGUUUUCCUCUGCCUUAUCGGAGGUCUUGGCUCGAAAACACACCGCACCACCGGCGAUACCAAUGGAAUGGUCGCCUCGUUCAUUUUAUACGCCGCCGUUCUCCAUGCUACAUUGGGCCCGGCUGCAUAUAUCACUGCCGCAGAGGUUGGCACUGCCACUCUUCGAGAAAAGACCAUGGCUAUCUCGACAGCCUUUAAUGUUGUUGUUGGAUUCGUCGUUGUGUACACUACCCCUUAUCUCCUGUCAACUCCCGGCGCAAAUCUUGGUGCUAAACUUGGCUAUGUAUGGGGUGGAUUUGCUGGGGUGGGUGCUAUUUGGGUAUGGUUCUUUAUGCCAGAGCUCAAGGGCAGGAGUCUGGAGGAAGUCGAUGAGUUGUUUGAAGCAAAGCUGCCUGCGUGGAGAUCUAGCAAGUUUAUUAGCACGCGCUUGGGUGAUGCCGACGCUAUCGAGAAGCAGCGGGCUACGGAGGUUGAACAAGUGGAAGACGUUGAGAAGCUGGAAUAG
This is a messenger RNA of Penicillium cataractarum, 1335 nucleotides long. RefSeq lists its product as uncharacterized. The transcript is spliced from 5 exons. The coding region runs from base 1 to 1335 and encodes 444 amino acids. Gene Ontology annotation, molecular function: carbohydrate:proton symporter activity. Gene Ontology annotation, biological process: carbohydrate transport; transmembrane transport. Gene Ontology annotation, cellular component: membrane. The record is from RefSeq and is a predicted model, not a curated record. NCBI's taxonomy places the organism in Eukaryota, Fungi, Ascomycota, Eurotiomycetes, Eurotiales, Aspergillaceae.